Fusarium venenatum is the source of this 1131-nucleotide messenger RNA. RefSeq lists its product as uncharacterized. The record is from RefSeq and is a predicted model, not a curated record. Lineage: Eukaryota; Fungi; Ascomycota; Sordariomycetes; Hypocreales; Nectriaceae.
AUGGCUCAAGAAGCUGAGACCAGAGUGCCAGAGCUUAUGGCCAUCAUAGUGACCUUCUUUGCCAUAUCAUUCAUCUCUUGUGCAUUGCGAUUCUACGUUCGACUUUUCAUGAUCAAGGCGUUCAAAGGAGAUGACUGGUUAAUGCUUGUCGCUAUGGUGUUUUACACUAUGUAUGCCUCUUUCUUUAUUUACGGCCUUACCCAAGGGAGUGGUCGACAUAUGGAGGAUCUCAGUCUGGAGCAGAUCCACCAAACCAUGAUGUGCUGGUGGCUUGGUUACAUUUGGUACAGUCUCACUAUGAUGGCCUGUAAACUCUCCAUUGGCUUCUUCUUGCUCAAUGUAGCAACUCGCAAACUACACCGAUGGAUCAUCUACAUAACCAUGUUCUGUUCUACAGUCUCUGGGAUUCUCUUCUUCUUUAUCUCCAUAUUCCAAUGUCAGCCUAUAUCUUUUGCUUGGUACAAAGAUCAGCCAGGCAAAUGUAUCGGCCUCCACGUCACUCUUUCUCUGACGAUCAUGUACAGUAUCACUGCUGUUGUUUCCGAUUUCAUCUUUGCACUUCUCCCAGGACUUAUCAUCUGGAAGCUGCAGUUAAAAAAGAAGACAAAAUACUCCCUGAUACCUCUUCUGGCCAUGGGCUGUGUUGCAAGCGCCGCUGUCGUAGCUCGAUUCCCAUACCUUGCUGGGUUUAAGGAACCUGACUGGCUCUGGCACACCAUCGAUGUUGCGAUAUGGUCAAUAAUUGAACAAGGAUUAGCAAUAACUGCUACCAGCUUGGCAACGCUACGACCUUUAUUCAAACUCGCAGGAUAUCAUCUGGGCCUUGCCAGUCAACCCACAACAUUCAGCACAUCUGGCCACAAGCGCAGUAUCGGAUCUGGAAACCAUGGCGGCCUUGUUGGACGCUUUUCGGGGCGUGAAGCUUUCUCGCUUCCGUCUAUUAGUCACCCAGAAGCUGCAGAUAAAAGAAAGAUGGGCUUCAACUCGAGGUUCCUACACGAUAGCGAAGCUGGCAUCAGAAGGGAGAUAAAAUGGGAGGUCAAUCUGUCAACUCACUUUAGGAGUGAAAGUGAGGCAGAGCUGCGUUCUCCCAAUGCUUGGAGUAACAGGCAUGAUAGCCCGCGGGUUUAG